UUUUCUACAAAGGUCACUCUCAUCUACGUGUCAGAAAAGAACUGGGAAAUUUUUAUAAAUUUAUACCAGCUUUUGUAUUUGUUUGUAUCAGUUGGUAUUACAACAGACUGUUUCUACUAAAGCCAUUGGUAAAUGGAAGGAAUAGUUCAGAGAUUUCCAGUUACCAGACCAUCCAGCAUGCUUCUUCUGUCCCUGUUGUUGCUGACGUUUGGUGAGGUUAGAGGGUUGCAGAGACGUGAGCACACUGCAGAUCACUUGAGGUCUUUAAACGGUAGAGCUUUUCAACAGUUAAAUGAAAUAAUUGAAAAGGUUGCUGGCUUGAAAUUGAAAAAUGCCAGAGAUAUUCAACAAGGGUCAGUUUCUGAAUUUGCCAGGGCUGUAGACAAAAUAGGAAAUUCAGCUCAAAAUUUGCUAGAUGCCCUGUCUAUACAUGGAAGAGCUUUGUCGAAAGGCAUGAUGACAGAUAGUCAAGAAGAACAUGUGCAGAACAAUUUAAGGAAUCUUGCCAGUGUCUCGUCAUUAGAUGAAAGGGACCUAAAGAAUGGAUUUUUGAUGAAAAUUGAGGACUUGAAAAAUCUGGGACGAACCGCUGAGAAACUUGCGUCUGGAAAUGUAAGAGAUUUGAGGCAAGAGUUAAUGUCAAAAUCUACAGGAGAUUUACAAGAGAUAAAUCAAGUAGUAAGGGAAGUCUUAGGUUUGAAAUCACUAAAUGUAAGGGAACAAAAGAAUGGACUGGUGAAUAAACUUGGAAAAAAUGUAAAUCAGAGAAACAAAACACCAGGCAAUCUUGCAUCCCUUGCGUCUGUAGAUUCGUUUCACUGGUCUCCACACAAACAAGGAUCACUUCAAAAAUCAGAAAGGGGUGUUAACCAAAGAGACCAAACAUCAAAUAAGGUUUUAGGCAUUUCCUCUAUAUUUGACUGGUGGUUUCCACACAAAGAAGGAUCGCUUCAUAUGUCAGAAAGGAAUGUUAACCAAAGAGAUCAAACAGCAGAAAACGUUGUUGGUAUUUCUUCCCUAUUUGACUGGAUUCCACGUAAACAAGGAUCACUUCAAAAGUCGGAAAGAAAUGUUAACCAAAGAGAUCAGACAUCAGAUAAAGUUUUAGGCAUUUCCUCUCUGUUUGACUGGAUUCCACUCAAACAGAGAUCACCCCAAAAAUCAGAAAGAAAGGUUAAUCAAAGAGACCAAACUGCAGAUAAAGUUUUAGGCAUUUCGUCUGUAUUUGACUGGAUUCCACUCAAACAAGGAUCACUUCAAAAAUCAGAAAGAAAGGUUAAUCAAAGAGACCAAACUGCAAAUAAAAUUUUAGGCAUUUCGUCUGUAUUUGAUUGGAUUCCACUCAAACAAGGAUCACUUCAAAAAUCAGAAAGAAAGGUUAAUCAAAGAGACCAAACUGCAAAUAAAGUGUUAGGCAUUUCCUCAAUAUUUGACUGGAUUCCACUCAAACAAGGAUCACUUCAAAAGUCAGAAAGAAAGGUUAACCAAAGAGACCAAACAGCAGAUAAAGAUUUAGGCAUUUCCUCUCUGUUUGACUGGUUUCCUCGCAAACGAGGAUCGUUGCAAAAGUCAGAAAGGGACAUAACACAAAGAGACCAAACUUUGGAGAAUCUCGCAGGCUUUUCUUCUAUAUCGAAAUCUGGAAGAGCUGUAAAACAAAGACUUUCAAAAGAUGGUCAUGCUGACCCUUUGUAUACAAAUGGAUUUUAUCAAUUUGAGCAUGCGCUACCUAAGGACAAGAAGAGAGUAAAGCAAAGGGAUCAAGUAGCCAAAAGUCUUAAUGAGAGGUAUCCGGCGAGUGCUUUGGACUGGAAAAUAGGGUUGUUGCCUCAGCUGAGUAGAGAAAUGAAUGCGAGAGAGAGUAACAAGAAGGAACAAAGCAAGCAUGUAUCAACAGAUGAUAGAAGUUCUCGGCUACGCCGCGGUUCAGUAAAGAUGCAGGGAGGCUGCUUCUAUGUGUGUGAUGAUGUCUGCGACCCAAUAUGUCAUGUUGUUUGUGAACACAUUUGCUAACGGUUGACAUUAAUUCCCCCAAACUGAGUGUAAACACGCAUUGAAUAUACACUAUUAAACCUAUGUUAAACCUAAUACAAUUUGCAAAAAUAUCCUUUGGAUGCAUACAAUGGAAUUAAGCAAAAUAACAGCAGACUCGGUUUGACUGACUCUGUUCAUGAGAGGUAAUGGAAAGUGCAACACCCCUCACACCCCCAUUCUAUUAAACAGAUAUUGAAUGGACUGCAAAAAAUAUAACAACUCUGAAUCAAAGUACGGGGAAACUCACGGCACUUAAAGAAUGCUGUUGUAAUAGUUAAUACAAUAUUAACCCUAAUCUAACCCUAAUCUUUAGUUAGUAGAUUUUACAUUCAAUACGUGCGUACAUCCAGUUUUGUUAGUCUGCUAACAUGGAAUAGUUUCAGCAAUGCAGCUCUUCAGUUGGAGGCGUGAAACUGAAACUAUGUAUUUAAUGACAUCUCUUUAUUUUGCGAAAUCUGCUUAGUUAUAAAACUUUCUAUAUUUAAAGGCU
Molecule: messenger RNA, 2524 nt
Organism: Mercenaria mercenaria
Lineage: Eukaryota; Metazoa; Mollusca; Bivalvia; Venerida; Veneridae
Exons: 2
Coding region: 133-2013 (626 amino acids)
Source: RefSeq, a predicted model, not a curated record